AUGAGCCGUCUGAAGUCAUCAGAACCGGGUCCCUGUGUGGCACCGUUGACCAUGGUCGAGCAAUUCCUGGCUCAGGUGGUCAGGAUGUUGGAGCCUUGGCUUGGCCUGCCUCAGCGAGCAGCUCAUUUCACCUCCAAUUUCAAUUUUCAUCUCAGAUUCUCAGAGUCUUUUUCCUUUUCCAUUUUCAGCCUUCGGUCGGUCGCGCGGUCGCCUUGCAUCCACCUCACCUCUUCCGACCUCCCCGACACGGCCACUUAUUGCACACCUUCUUCUUACGGAGGAGGCUUGAAUUACACGAGGGCCUCAUGCGGUAGAGAUACUUGA
Podospora pseudocomata is the source of this 324-nucleotide messenger RNA. RefSeq lists its product as uncharacterized. NCBI's taxonomy places the organism in Eukaryota, Fungi, Ascomycota, Sordariomycetes, Sordariales, Podosporaceae. The transcript is spliced from 2 exons. Bases 1 to 324 code for a protein of 107 amino acids. The record is from RefSeq and is a predicted model, not a curated record.